GCGCGCUUUGGCCAAUCACGUCAGCUGGCGGCGGGAGGAGGCGGAGGGACCGUCGUUUACAGCUAACGGAUCGUGGAGCAGAUCACAUUCUUCGUCCGUCGAAUUGCGGCAUCCAGUUCAGGAUAAUGGACUUCUAACUGGGCAAUUUCAACACAAAAAUCAUUCCUCUUAGGCGCAGUAUCAUUUUCAUUUAGCUCUUAUCCAUGAGAUUCUUCAGGCUUACCUUCAAGUGCUUCGUGGACUGCUUUUGAAUCUCCUCCUGUCAACGGCUGAACUGACCGCGGCGCUUUGUGAAAAUUUCCAUCUCUUGGCUGAGCUGAGGGCUUCCAACGUGAGAUAUUUUUUUAAAAAAGAAAAAAAAAACUGAGAUUUUUUUUCCAGGAAGGGGGAUAUUAAUAAACUCAGAAAAUCAAAAGACAACUGGAGCACUGCACAGUGUGGUUUACAAAUCCCUGUCUGCCCCUGAGCCCACCGGGUCCCUCCUUGGCCGGGCAUUUAAAAACUUCAGCUCCCUCUGGCUAAAUAAAAACAGCUUGCUCUUUUUGAAAAACAUAUACACGUACAUUUUGUGCCGCGACUCAACAACAUGUCACCUGAGUUGGAAGAGAACAGCCAAGGUGAAAUCAGUGUUCCCCAGCUGGACACAGGGACCCUGUCCGAGGAGGAGGGCAGCGGGUCAGCUCGCCCUCUGGUGCCUGUGCCUGGGGUGGGCUCAGGGUGUGAUGAGGGCGGAGGGGUUGGCCCACCGCAGACCCAGGACGAUGCUGUGGCCGGGGCUGGAAAUGGGUCUGUAACAGUACCAGCAGCGGAGAGAGAAACCUGGACCAGACAAAUGGACUUCAUCAUGUCCUGCGUGGGUUUUGCUGUUGGCUUGGGCAACGUGUGGCGGUUCCCUUACCUGUGCUACAAGAAUGGAGGAGGGGUUUUCCUGAUCCCUUACUUGCUGAUCGUCUUCAUUGGGGGCAUUCCGGUCUUCUUCUUGGAGAUUGCACUGGGACAGUUCAUGAAGCAGGGAGGGGUCUCUGCAUGGAACAUAGCACCCCUCUUUAAAGGUCUGGGCUUGGCCUCAAUGGUGAUAGUGUUCUUCUGUAACACUUACUACAUCAUGAUCCUGGUGUGGGGCCUCUACUUUCUCUUUCACUCUUUCACUAACCCACUGCCCUGGGCCACCUGCGGACACCCCUGGAACACCCCCAACUGUACACAGGACUUUCGACGAACCUGCCACAAUCGCAGUACUGCCCAGCUUGCUCCACCAUUGUCUGCUGCCACCAACUCCAGCCUGCUCUCCUCUGCAUCCCCCCUGAACCUGUCCUCAGCACAGCUCCUCAUCAAUGGCAGCUGCAUGGAUGCUGAGGGCCUGCGUUCUCCUGUCAUUGAGUUUUGGGAACGUAAAGUGCUUCGUCUGUCUGGAGGGCUGCAUGAGCCUGGAGAUAUAAGCUAUGAGAUGGUGCUAUGUCUUAUAGCCACCUGGGUCAUUGUUUACUUCUGCAUGUGGAAAGGAGUUAAAUCUACUGGCAAGGUUGUGUACUUCACAGCUCUUUUCCCCUACCUGGUUCUGGUUGUUCUUCUUGCCCAUGGGGUCACUCUACCUGGAGCUUUGGAUGGCAUUGUGUACUACCUGAAACCAGACUGGUCCAAACUUGGAGAAGCGCAGGUGUGGAUUGAUGCCGGCACUCAGAUUUUUUUCUCCUAUGCCAUCGGACUAGGUGCCCUGACUGCGUUGGGCAGCUACAAUCGCUUCCAUAACAACUGUUAUCAGGAUGCAUUUGUGCUGGCGCUCAUUAACAGUGGAACCAGUUUCUUUGCUGGCUUUGUGGUAUUCUCUGUGCUUGGUUUCAUGGCUACAGAACAAGGAGUAGACAUCAGUAAAGUAGCUGAGAGUGGUCCGGGCCUGGCCUUUAUAGCCUAUCCCAAGGCUGUGACUCUGAUGCCUCUAGCACCGCUCUGGGCAGCACUUUUCUUCUUCAUGUUGCUCAUACUGGGCCUGGACAGUCAGUUUGUAGGGGUAGAGGGUUUGAUAACGGGAAUCAUGGACAUGCUGCCCCCUAAAUCUGCCCUUGGCUCACUUCGGCGAGAGGUAGUCGCUGCCAUCUGCUGCAUCAUCUGCUUCCUCAUUGACAUGUCCAUGGUCACUGAGGGAGGGAUGUAUGUCUUCCAGCUGUUUGACUACUACUCUGCCAGUGGCAUCACUUUGUUGUGGCAGGCCUUCUGGGAAUGUGUGGUGGUUGCAUGGGUCUAUGGCGCAGAUCGUUUCAUGGACGAUGUGGCUCGUAUGAUUGGCUAUCAGCCCCUACCCUAUAUGAAGUGGUGCUGGUCCUACAUCACACCUUGUGUCUGUGUGGGAGUGUUCCUGUUCCAUGUGGUGAACUACAAGCCCCUGACGUACAAUACAGUGUACACAUACCCCAUAUGGGGUGAAGCACUUGGCUGGGCGCUGGCCCUGUCCUCUAUGCUCUGUAUCCCUCUCACUGUUCUCUACAAACUACUGCGCUGCAAAGGAUCUUUGCGGGAGCGGUGGCAGCACCUAACCACCCCAGUUUGGGGCAGACAUCACCUGGAGUACCUGGCCCCGGAGAGUGAGGCCAAACUGCUGCCCCCUGCAGGAACCAAGGGUACACUGCUAUUUGAGAGUGUCAUCUGAUGAGCUGAGCUCCACAGAACAAAAGGGCCAAGGUCAUCUUUGACAGCAGUAGACACAUACAAAAACAUACAUACCCGAAUAACUACACACUACACUGGCCUGGGAAAAGAAACAUAUAAAUUAAUUACACACCUUACCAUUUUAAAACUAUGAGAAAGACCUGAACAAUGGACCAAAGAUUAGGUUGGAGAAAAACUGAGACACACUUGCCAUAUAUUCAUCACAUGCUGAUAAACCCUCUGCUCUGUUUUCCAACUCUACCUCGCUGGCUCGUCCCUCUCUUUCUACCCCUCUGCGUUCGUGCUGUCCUGUCCUGUAUUGCUCUGUCAGUGUGAUGUGUCCGGUGUAGUUUGCGAUAUCUUGCCUUUCCACACCUUCCUGUCCGCGUUUCAACAGCCUCAUCUCUUCCAAGCAGUCAUGCCAUUUUGAAUAAACUUAAAAGCUUCUGAUAAGACGUUUUAAAAUUAAAGACCUCAUAUCUGCUGCUGGUAACGCCACGGUCUGAGUGCUUAUGUGCGUAGAUACACGAAUGCCUGUGCCCUUGUGUUUGUACAUGUGUGCGUGUGUGUGUGUGCGUGUGUGUUGCAUUGGACCGUGGCAGUGGUAUUUUCAUUUAUAUGUAACAUUGUCUUUGGCCAUUGUUUCCUACCAAUUGUUCUCUGUGAAUUAACUGUACAAAAAAAUAACUUCCAUUUGUUAAAAACAAAGGUAAUCAUGACAAGCAAUGCAUCACCAAUCCCAGCUAUGUAUUAUAAACUAACUUAAGUAUCCAGUGUAUUGUAGGGUCUGUGAAUCAGUGUUAAUAUUUGGAGGGGAUGAUGAUCAUUAUUUCCACAUGAAGAGAAGGAGAGAAACCUCUGGGUGAGCUGUGUAAAAAGACUGGGAUGAUGGGAGGGGAAAGAGAAUUGCUGUGAUGUUUUGAGAGAUGCAAUAAAUGGCCAGAUAAA
This is a messenger RNA of Archocentrus centrarchus (flier cichlid), 3591 nucleotides long. RefSeq names its product sodium- and chloride-dependent creatine transporter 1. Gene Ontology annotation, cellular component: plasma membrane. The record is from RefSeq and is a predicted model, not a curated record. Lineage: Eukaryota; Metazoa; Chordata; Actinopteri; Cichliformes; Cichlidae. The coding region runs from base 587 to 2644 and encodes 685 amino acids. Gene Ontology annotation, biological process: sodium ion transmembrane transport; amino acid transport; nitrogen compound transport. The transcript is spliced from 14 exons. Gene Ontology annotation, molecular function: gamma-aminobutyric acid:sodium:chloride symporter activity.